Molecule: messenger RNA, 1333 nt
Organism: Didymella exigua CBS 183.55
Lineage: Eukaryota; Fungi; Ascomycota; Dothideomycetes; Pleosporales; Didymellaceae
Exons: 3
Coding region: 370-1044 (224 amino acids)
Biological process (GO): protein polyubiquitination; proteasome-mediated ubiquitin-dependent protein catabolic process
Molecular function (GO): ubiquitin conjugating enzyme activity
Source: RefSeq, a predicted model, not a curated record
ACGGUCGAAACACGAGUCAACGGCGUUCUACAGCAGAAGCGCCGACGCAGAUUCCUAUCUGCGCUUGUUGGGCGGUGAACGCGUGAGGAGCACCCGGCCGACCUGGACUUAGUGAACCCUGACUUCCCCGAAUGCGCUCGGUCACCCAGCGUUGACCACGCCUCUUACUACCGUGGUGUUCCAUACCUCUCUCACUGCACUAAAUCACUCUUCUCCCUUUCUCCACCACUCGCCCGCACCUCUUCACCGAUUUGUGACCUCUCGGCCGCCACAUAAAUUACCGGUUUACUACUACCGUUGCUCUACCCUUCCUGCCCGCAACACGAAGACUAGAGCACCGGUUACUCGAACGCCGAAAGAAAGGACACCAUGGCAGACGCAGCGCAGCGCGUUCUGAUGAACGAGUUCAAGGCUCUCAGCAAAGAGACAUGGACUAACAUCGAGCUGAUGAACGACAACGUCUUCGAGUGGAGCGUAGCACUCAUUGUGCUGAACCAGGAUUCAGUCUACUACGGCGGAUACUUCAAGGCCAAAAUGAACUUCCCCCGCAACUAUCCUCAUUCUCCACCAGACUUCAAGUUCAUCCGACCGCUCUACCACCCCAACAUCUACCCCGACGGCCGCCUCUGCAUCUCCAUCCUCCACCCACCCGGCGACGACGAGAUGUCAGGCGAGCUCGCGGCCGAGCGUUGGUCACCCGUUCAGCGCGCCGAGACAGUCCUCCUCUCCAUCCUCUCUCUCCUCGACGACGCCGAGACAUCCUCGCCCGCCAACGUCGACGCCGGGGUCAUGCUGCGCAACAAGCCCGAGGAGUACAAGGCGAUGGUCAAGAAGGACACGGAGGCCUCGAAAGCGGAUAUCCCGGCAGGCUUUGUCAUGCCUACACAUGAGUCUGCCUGGAGGCGCAAGGAAGAGGAGGGUGACUUUGAGAUGAGUUGGGAGGACAGCGAUGUCGAGAGCUUUGGCGGCAGUGAGAGCGACUUUGACGAGGAGAUAGAUUCGGACUUCGAGGGCGAGGAGGAUGAGGACGAGGACGACAAGUGAGGCUGCUCGCUGCCUCGGUCUCCCCUCUUUCCUACCGUUCCCAGUCUUUCCAUCUCAUGACAUGAUUUCCAACAGCGCGGCGUCGGGUUCUGGGUGUGUUUCACAAGGCUGGGGGGAGUCAGACGUGCGUUUGUUUCGGGACACGGCGUUAUUUUGCAUUGCAUUGGGAGGCGUUCAGGGGCCUGUGCACCUCUUCUAUAUCUCCAGGACAUCACAUUUAGAAGAUACUCGAUCUAUAUUUAUGUUGUGGCAGGAAAGCCAGCAAUGUAUGAUUUACUUGAACCUCCUG